Porites evermanni is the source of this 12537-nucleotide messenger RNA. The record is from the annotation of a GenBank genome assembly. Lineage: Eukaryota; Metazoa; Cnidaria; Anthozoa; Scleractinia; Poritidae.
CUGACACAGACUCACUUAGUGGUGGAGAGAGUUGCGACAAAUGAUUCUGGAAAGUAUACUUGUGGAGCAGAAGAUGACAGUGGACACCACUUUACUGAUUCCAUAAACAUUACAAUCACAAGUAAGUUAUAACUCGUGUAUGCAGGCGUUAAAGGAGCUGUGUCACGAAAUCCAUCCAAAUUAGGAAAUUACAAAAUGUCUGUUAAAUUAAGAGAAACAUAAAAAUAAACUUUAAAGGAAGGUUAAAAUAAUAUAACAGAAACAAGAGAUGCCACGGAUGGGCAAAACUGAAGAAGAUUGAAACGGAUUGAAAUUAGGAUUUUUGAAAACUGUUCAGCCUAACAGUUUUUCAAAGUUGAUCCCUGCUGCUUGCAACUUCAAAAAUAAUGCUCAGGAGACAUAUUUGUUUGUCUCGGAUUUCUGAUUUUGUCAUUUACGCGAUUUUUACGUGUAAUUUCUUUGCUUACUUUAAGUUCCAUAGCGAUUGAGGGCGAGUAAUUCGCAAAAUUAAACAAAAUGGACACAGCCCCUUUAAGCAGUAGCUUUUCUCAGUCAUGAAAACCAAGCUAACCUAGCCAACGGUUGGCUAGAGCGUUGCGUACAUGAUACGCACAUACGCCCGUGUAUACGUACACCUUAAAUCCGGCGCGCUAUUUCGCAGACGGACUUAACCAAAGUUUAGUGGCACAGGCUACCCCAAAUGGAGAGCUUACUUGUAGGCUAAUAAAUUUGCUUCUUCCCUCACUAUUUCAAAUUAAUGUUGGCGUACUCUGUUGGAGUUGAAUUCCAGUGCGCCAUCCAAGUUUUGAAAGAGGAAGAAAACUUUCUUGUCGUUUGAUUUCACAUAGUAAACCUACUCUUUUUACUCUUUUUUGUAUUCUGACAUUCUCGUUGCCGUCGCUGUCGUGACUUUUUAAAACUCCUUGAUAUUAAAUGUCGGUCACAUUGUGUUUCUAGUUAAUUUUACUUUUCUUGACAGAGGUUUUUCCGCCAACGAUUCUCAGUUUUUCGAACCAAACAGUGUACAAGAACACAACCGUGAAAUUGAGAUGCAACAUUUCUGCUUAUCCGGCUCCAACGGUUGAGUGGUUCAAAGACGGGACGUCUCCUGAAAUGACACCAGUCACUAUGGAAGAGUCGGACUCUUGCGAAAGCAGAAAGCUUCGUCCAGGUUUCUAUCAGGUGGAUAAUUAUGUUGGCCAGCUGUUGAUAUGUUCACCUUCACAUGCUGAUCAAACUGGUUUUUACACGUGUCAAGCUACUAACAGGCAAGGGACAAGUAAUGCCACGGCUUUCUUGGAUGUUUUGGGUAAGGGCUAAUUUAAGGACGGUUAAAUGAAUUUGUGCACUUAAAAUAAUACAGACUGGUCGUUUACUCCUCGCGCUGUAAAUGCUGUAUAUUGACCAUUUUCUGUAUAUUAAAAUCAACUUGAAGAAUAGAUUCUUUUAUUCUGUUUACCCCAAGCCUCAAAGCCAAGUAUGAAUUUAAAUACAGUGGAACCUCCAUGUGCGACCACCUCUCUUAAGUGACCACCUCCCACCUGCGACCGUCAAUCCAAAACACCAAAAUUUCAAAUUUUCCCAAUCAAAGCCUUACAGUUUGAACCUCUAGUAAACGACCACCUUGUGUAAGCAACCGCGACCACUUUUUGAGCCUGACGGUUAAUGAUUUUCCAUUGUUUUUAACCUCUUGUAAUCGACCAAUUGGUGUACAUAUGUAUUCUCUAAUCUCUAUUUUUGCUGUGUGCACUAUAUUACUUAGAAUAUACAGAGAACUUUAGAGACAACAUGAAACUGCAUGUACACAUAUACUACCUUUGACAUUGCAUGCAAUAAAUUAUUUUCCAUAAAGUAGAUGUUCCUCGACCUCUUCUCGCAAGAGACCGCCUGUGGUUCGAUUCUUGUAAACGACCGCCUCCCGUAAGCGACAACUCUAUCUUUGCAUUUUGGGUGGUCGCUUACGGGAGGUUCGACUGUACAUAAGACAUGCUCUGUUGUUACAAAUAUUUCUUUAUUUAUGCAUUUUUCAUUCAUUUAUUUAUUAUUUAGUUAUUUUGUUAGUUAUUGGCCGAUUAAAACGUGGUAUACGAAAAAACUAGCAAUCUACUGAGAAGAUUAAAGGAGACAUAGAGGAUAUCACAUGGCCGCACGGAGAUACGAAAUUUCUCUUCUCAUGUUGAAAAGAAUAUUUCACUCGUUCGCUGCGCUCACUCGUGAAAUAUUUUUCAACACUCGAAGAGAAAUUUCGUAUCUCCAAGCGACCAUGUAAUGUUCUAUUGAUUACAUAAACACCAAUGAAAUGCCAAACCAUUUUACUGAAAUAGUUUUUUGGUCUGCAAGGUGCGGUUUAUUAUGAAGCCAUAGCAAUGGUGAUAUUUUCAUAAGUGAAGAUAACAUGUUAUUUUUACAUGUGAAGAUGACAAUUUUCGCGCGAAAGCUCACUUGGUAUUUCAUUGGUGUUUAUAUAAUAAAAUAUGAUACCAAAUUAAUUUAAAAAGUUACUCCAGCCCCCGUUCCAUUCGCAAUGACUGCGAAGAUUCAGAAAAUUGGAAUAAUCAUGAGAAAGCAAGUACAGUAUACUAAAUAGUAAGCUAUGACAUUGUAACACACAUGCCCAAAAAAGAAGGGAGGGGGGGACUGAUUGAGCACGAACACAAGGUAAUAAUAUAUAGAUUUAGCCAGGGCUAAAAGCGAAGCUCCUGUAUAUUAACUCGAAUUGAUAAUUUAAAUCAAACAAUAAACUUGUUUUCCACAAUUCAGUUAACUUUAGAGCUUAUUCAUGUGACUUUUGAGAAAAGACCAUGGCCGAGUUGUUCAAAGCUGGGUUAAGACAACCCAGGGUUAGUGCGAGAUUUGAAUUCAAAUUUGAAAGCUUAAAAAGCAUUUCAGUUUUAAUUCUUUUUGUCUACAAGUUGAUGAUUGAAAGCUCUAAAUAUAACAGAGAAAAUUAUCCGAGAAAAUGCUUUUGAAAACAAGAAAAAAAAAACCGGGUUAAAUUUAACCCCGGGUUAAGCGCUAAUCGGCCUUCGAACAACUGGGCCCAUAUUUCUAAUACUAAACUAGGAAAAGGCGAUCAUUAUUACAUCCAAACACGGCACAAGGAUCUUUUUUCCCAUUACAAUCUUAUUCUAAGUAAACGUUAAGAAAAAAUGUCCCGAAAAGCGCUCGAAAGUACAAACAAAAUGUGCUCAUGCCCCCUGGGCAUUCUAUAAUGCUCAUUAAUUCAAUAUGGCCGCCGUAUCGGUAAAAAGGUCUAUUGAGCUAUGAAGACCCAUACAUUGGGAGCAGGUUAAUUUGAUGAGCUCAUCUUAACCCGUGAAUGUAAUGAAGCAAUGAAGAUGAUGUGAACUGCCGAAAUACAAAUAUCUUAAAUGAAGAUAUGAUCAUCGCAGUGGUAAUUGCAAUUUUAGCAAUUGCAAAUUAACAUGAGAAAACCCAAGAAGUCUCGAUUUUUUUUUCAACAAAUUGGCCAGCUUUCAGUGCAUGGGUCUUCAUAGCUUAAUUGGUUAGAGCACUGCAGCGCUAACGCAGAGGUCAUGGGUUCGAAUCCCGUUGAAGUCCCGGAUUUUUUCUCGGAUUAAUUUGCAAUUGGUUGAAUUGCAAUUACCACUGCGACGAUCAUAUCUUUAUUUAAAAAAUUUUGGAAUGUCGUAUGAAUUUUAUUUGAAUCAGCCCUGAUAAAAUUUAUACGUCAAGUAAUUGUUCUCACUUCGAAAUUUGAGCCCUACUUAGCAGCUGUGCAUGAUAUGAGUUACCCCCGGCGAGAUUACUAAUUUCCCCUUUGAAGCUGCAAUGAUGUGAUUUGAAAGUCGACGAUUUUUUACAUAAUUAUUGUGUCCACAUCAGAUGCUUGUGUUUCUGGGUCCAUGCACUCUAGAAUUAGUCCUGCUUUUGAAAAAGUUUGAGUAGUUGAAAAUUGGAAGAGCUGUUCUCUUGUGGCUCAGCUCAUGUUGAAUUUAAUAAAUGGCUGUUGUGGCUCUUGCUGAACUUAAUGCUGCGAGGGUCAUUUGUUCAUCUUUUUUUAUUAUUAUUAUUUUUUUUUUGUCACAGAGGACCCAAACGUUUUUAUAAUCCCAAGCAAGGACGUCUUCCAGGUGAAGCUGGGCGCACUGUGGAAUGUAACAUGCAAAGCCACAGGAAACCCGAUGCCAUUUGUGCAUUGGAGAAAAGAAAAAACACAAGAGGAUGUCACUCCAAAACGCCGUGCCCCUGAAGUUGUGAUGCUAACCAUAUCACCCGUUACUGAAGCCGACUUGGGAGACUACACUUGUGUGGCAGAAAAUUCCCAGGAUGUUACGACUGCGCAUGUUAAGCUAGGUGAGCCAGUUAUUUUAAGACUCUGAGUAUUGGCCCGGCUCGGGAAUCUAACCCACGAACUCCCGCUCUGCAGUCAAGCGUUUUACCGACUGACCUGACCCUUCCUUUAGUCUCCUUCACAGCCGUUUUUGGUACAUUACGUACUUCAGGAGCUUUGCGUGAUGGCACUGAAAACGGCUGCAAUGAAAACUAUUGAAGCCUGUAGCUGAAAUUAAAGAUUUGCCGUCUAUUUUAAUAUCAGAAAUAACUGCGGGGUUAAAGCUUUUGACUGAAAAGUUUCUCAGUGUCUUUAUAUUAGAAACAGUACAUGAGUGAUACCCAUUGUUGCAGUUAGUUUUAUUGUUGUUAGUUUGAUGGCCUUUACUUUCACUACUCUUGUAACUCAGAGGUAAUUCACCAGGACCAUAGAACCAGAAGGUAACAAAAAUCGUUCUUCCUGUGGAGUGGCAAGUGAAAUUAUAUCUAUGUUAGUUCUCCACCUGACUAUUCAACAAAAGAAAAUGUGGCACAAUGAUCGAAAAGAGAUGGUGAAUUAUAAGGCUGGUGAAUACAUGAUAAAGAUGUUUUUUGGUCCGCCGUGACACAGGCGGCUCGGAACUGGAAAAGUUCGAGUACUCCCUACAGUUCUUAGGUUUGAAUCCUGUUGGGAGACUUGGGAUUAUUCGGAGUUUUUCCCGCAAGCCGCCUGUGUUAUAACUGCGGAACGAAAUAGAACAUCUUUCUUAAAAGAUUGGCCUUUUUACCACUUUUGAUUGUGGGCCAUCUUAGCAAGUCUUGUGCUACGCAUUGCCAAUACAUUUGGGAUCAUUAUACUUUUCUGGGAAACUGCCCACCUACCCCUCUCCUAAGCCAAUAUUUUGCCCCAAGUGAGAAGUAAGUGUUAGGCUUAGGGGAGGGGUAGGUGGGCACCCAGAAACGUAUAGCUAUAAUGAUCCAUAUAAUGUCAACCUAAAUUUUUCCCAUAUUUACUGAAGCAAUAGAUGAUAUUAUCUUUAUGGGUUUAACAGUACUCAGCAACUUUCCAGAUGUAUCUGCAACGCGAGGUCUUAGUAAGGAAGCCACUGUUGCCCUUUCUGUAGCUGGAGCAAUCGUGUUGCUCUGUAUCGUCCUGGCCUUCGCCUUCUGUUGCUUUUUUCGUCGUCAACAGAAGCAGAUUGCGGAGAAUCGUAGCCAGUUUUUCAAAGUACACUCAGAGGAAUACCAGGUAAAUAUCGGUGCAAAAGUAAACAACUACAGUGAAACCACUAUUAACCGGACACCUUCGCGGCCUUCCCAAGUGUCCGCUUAAUAGAGGCUGUCCGCUUAAUAGAGGUUUGUAAAAAUUGCGUAAUGUUUGUUAGCGAUUACAUUCAACGCUUACUCUGUACUUUGAUAAAGUUCCAUGUUGGUAAGGAAGCUAAGGAAGCUGUGCUGUACUUUGUGCAAGACUUUUAGGUGAACUUUUGACAGCUAAAUUAAUGUAUUGAUUUAUCUUUAUUAAUCGACGACAGUAUGUAUUUCAAGGACAUAAUCCAAUACUAUUAUUGUCAAUUCAGUCCGGUGUCCGCUUAAUAGAGGUUUUUAACGGUAGAAAUUAGCCAAAUACAAUUUAUUUUAGUGUCCGCGUCUGCUUAUUAGAGGUGUCCGCUGAAUAGGGGUUCGUUAUAAAGGCCGGCACCGGGCUUAGUGUCCUCUUAAUUGGGAGCUCGCUUAAUUGAGGUUUCACUGUACAUUCAAACCUGUAUUACGCGGUCACCUCUGGGGAAUAGCUUACUGACAAGUUUGAGAAACUUAAAAGUUAUCCAAUGAAGGUGGUGAAAGAGCGACAAAUUGACCUCAAACGGUUUACCAGUUUCUGAUUACCAAUUUCUACCACUUCUUGUGCCAAAGCAAAUGAAGUAAAAGACCACUAAACGCCAUACACAGUGUAUAUGUUGCACUAAUACGGUACGUGUUGUCCAAGUGGCCGUUUAAUAGAGGUGAAGACAAUAACACAACAACUUGUUGGGACGUCAUAAAAUAUAAUGAACAUAGUGUUAAAACAUUCAUUGUCUUGUUUUAGUUUGACCCUGAUCGCACACUGCUUGAACAAUGUAAUGAUCUUCCUUAUGACCCUGAUUUCGAGUUUCCUGAGGACAAGCUCAUUCUUGGGGAGGUGCUUGGAUCAGGGGCCUUUGGAAAGGUCAUUAAAGCAGAGGCUAUAGGAAUGGACGACUUUAGUCCCAGAGACAAAAGUCCAGUAAAAGGUGGACCGCGACUCAGUCUGCUCCGGCGAUACAUAAACUGCAGCAAAACAUACUACGAUUCUAGAGUUAGCGCUUCUAAGAAGACCACUGUUGCUGUUAAGACCCUUAAAGGUAACGUAAUAAAGUUUUUUAGAACUUAAUGCCGUUAAGAAAGAUCGACUGCAACGUCUCUUAAAUUGAAUUUCCUGCUGGGGGUGGUGGAGGUGAGAAAUGAACUUGGCUGGUAGUAACCUACGCAUCGACUUGGAGACGAGAAUGAGGCGGGGGAGGAGAUUCUGAGUACAUUACUGAGAAAAUUUAUGAUCAGCUAAAGAUUAACGAAGCUGGGGGUUGAAAGUUGCUUUUUUUGGAGAGGGGUGGGGGGCGGUAACAGACUUCACUUCGACAGGUGUCACCCUUUUUCAAUUGACAAAGCUUUCACAGGGUCAAAUCAGUGCCCCUCUCUCAGUUUACAGACUUUUUACAAGGUUGUUUACAGGUUCAAGAAAGCUCUCUUCUGUAAUUUACAUGUUGUUUACAGUAUUCUGGCACCGUUUAUUUACAUGCUAUUUACUUUUGUGCACUUCAGAGGGAGCUACUAUAGAGGAGUAUAGAGACCUGGCUUCAGAACUGAAAAUUCUUAUGCACGUUGGAGUACACACAAAUAUUGUAAACCUUCUCGGUGCUUGUAUCAAGCGCGACGGUAUCCUUGUUAUUCUGGAAUAUGCACCAUAUGGGAGUUUACUAAAGUUUUUACGAGGCAAGCGAGAUGUUUAUGAAGCAACCUGGUCUACGACUACCAGUGACCCAGAAAUACGGUUAGAUAUAUCAAAUCUAGUGGGGUAUGCCUUCCAAAUAUCCCGUGGAAUGGAAUACCUGGCGUCUAAAAAGGUAAAAUACUAACGGCUUUUCUCAAACAAAAUCAGACGCCCACAUUUAUUUAAAUGUUAUUUGCGGGCACUUGUUCUCUCGCCCUUUUCGUGAUCUUAUUCGUUAAUUUGACUGACAGUCUGGGCUUGUUGUUUUGCGCCGAGGUAAAUGUAGUUAUUCUCGCGAAGCGCAAGUACCGCGCGUGGUCUUAGCGACCUGCAACAUACAGCUAUUUCGAGAAAGGUUGUCGGAAAAAGUACACGGGACAAUCCCGAAAGGUCUUGUGGGUGGUUUUGAGUUCACUGUUCUUCAAAGAAUUUUGAAAGAAUGGCACAAAAAGCCAUAAACGUAUGUUGCACAUGCUAAAGGAAAGCAACAAGAGAAGAUUCGCCAGAGAUACUGGAUCAUUAUAAGGUUCUGGGAAACUGCCCACCUACCCCUCCCCUAAGCCAACAUUAACACUUUGUUCUCACUUAGGGCAAAAUGUUGGCUUAGGGAAGGGGUAGGUGGGCAGAUUCCCAGAAACGUACAAUUAUUCUCUCAUAAAUUUCGGAUCAUGACGCCGCAUUUAAGGGGAAAACAAAAACUAAAAAUUUAAUGGCAACACACAAACCUUAAUUAAACCAUUCUCCUAGUAACACUCUAAGAAAUAGUCCAGUUUUUAACAGAUGGUUUGUUUCUUGUGUAGCUGGGCAAUUAUUCACUCGAGUCUUAACUGAUACAAAUUAGGUAACCUAUUUAACGAUCAUAUGUACACCACCUAGGACGUAAUACCAAUAAGGCCAAAAAAAAAAAUAUCCUAUUUAUUUUAAGGAUGGAGGCCUUUAAAAACCAUACCCUAUCUGGCAGCAUGUACCUAACUAGCCUAUAUAUGGGAGAACUCCUCCCCCGGUUUUUAGUUUUGUGGUGACAAUUGAGUGUUUGAGAUAACGAUAAAUGACCUAAUUGACGCCCCCUUCCAAAGUCCGGGCAUGCAUAGAAGGAAAAUGUUUGGGGUUUAAUUUUGUUGUUGUUUUCUUUCUUAUUUGUUUGUUUAUUUAUUUACCUUUUUUCUUUUUUGGCCUGUCUAUUUGACCAGUGUAUUCACCGAGAUUUGGCGGCCAGAAACGUCCUCGUGGGAAAAGACUACGUUAUGAAGAUCGCUGACUUUGGUCUCGCGCGCGAUAUUUACAAGAGUGACUUGUAUGUGAAGACGACAAGUGGUGUAUUGCCAAUUAAGUGGAUGGCUCUGGAAUCGUUGUUUCAGAAGGAGUACUCAGAGAAGAGUGAUGUGUAAGUACAAGUAACAUGCCAAAAGUGUUGAAGGGGUAUGUGUUUAUAUGGAAACUGUGAAAGGUUUGAACCCAGGAGUCAUUUCAAAAGUAGGUUGAGUUUGAUUGUCCGGGUGAACGUAGUCCUGAAUAGGACUGUUGUUGUUGACAGUGACUGACGUUUCGACAACCUGUGCGGUAGUCAUCUUCAGAGUCAAAGUGAGUUGUAUCACGUCAGUUGAUGGUAUUAUACUCUGGUUAUUGAUCUGAUUGGUCAAUUACGUCGCGAUGUUUUUGGUCGUCUGUCAGUUAAGACGUGAUGUUAUUGGCUAUGAAGACUCGUAAUCAGUAAUUGGUGCGUUUCGAUCCAUCUAUUGUCACAGUCAAACAGUCGUCUAUUGUUAGUCAAAUUGUCAUUCUCUCGUAGUUAGUUUUGCUUCAUCUCGUCAAUAAGUAGUUUGUACGGCGCUGGUAACUGUAGCCAACAGUUACCAGCGCCGUCCACAAGAAACAAAUUUCCCGGAUUCCGGAAUCCACAAGCAACAAAUUUCCCGGAUUCUGGAAUCCACAAGCAACAAAUUUCCUGGAUUCUGGAUUCCACAAGCAACAAGUUUCCUGGAUUCUGGAAUCCACAAGCAACAAAUUUCCCGGAUUCCGGAUUCCACAAGCAACAAAUUUCCCGGAUUCUGGAACCCGGAUUCCUUACAUGUGGCGAGUUUUUUAAGUUCCUUGAUUUAUUUGCAUGCCAGUUUGAUGCCUGCUUUCAGUCGGCUGUACUGGAUUUAAGAAGCGUCUUAAUCAUCUGUUUCUACAAGUACACAGUUUAACUUUUUCCAAAUGCAAUCUUAUUCCCUUUCUUCUGCUUAGAGAGUUUACGUUUUAAACUUUGGCUUUGAACUUUGCAGAUGGUCUUUUGGUAUUUUAUUGUGGGAGAUCUUUACACUUGGCGGGACACCGUAUCCCACCAUACCUAUGGAAUCUCUCCUCGACUUUCUCAGUGAUGGAAAGCGUAUGGAAAACCCUCAAAACUGCCCCUCGGAGAUUUAUAACAUUAUGCAGAAUUGCUGGCUGGAGAAUCGGGAUAACCGACCAGAAUUUGUUCAAAUCAGCAUUUUGAUUGGCAAAAUACUCGAGCAACGUGCUUCCCAGGUGAGUCCUUUCAGUCCAGCAGAAUGGUGAAAUAAUUGUGGGGUUUAUGGUUAAAGCACCAAACUUGGCGUAAUGAUAGUUUAUGACACAGUAGACAAUAUUGGUUAUGGACCCCAUCUAGAUCUAUCCCAUGAUUUCAAAUACAGCACACUGGAGAUUCUUUGAGUUAAUUUAUAAACACCUCACGCUCCGCUAUUAAAACGUGAAGAUUUGAGGGAAAUAAAACAGUCGAACCUCUCGGUACGGACACCUCUCUAAUACGGACUCCUGACCGUUACGGACAGUUUCCAAUGUCCUGACAAAAUUCUCAUACAUUUAUUUAAAGAAAAACCUCUAUAAUACGGAACCUCUCUAAUACGGCAACGGACACUAAAUCUCGGCCGAGAGAGUAAAUUCAUAUAAACUGAACUUAACCUCCAUAUUACGGACACUGCGGUGAUCAGUCAAUUUCUCAAUUCUUGGUUGACUAUAGUUUGUAUAUCAUAUUAUCAUAUCAUAUGAUCAAAUAGACCUAUUCGGCUGACUCAAUGUUGUACCUAAUUCAAACCCUUUGGGAAUAAAACGUUUUGAUUCAGGAAUUUCCAUAUCAUUUAAAUGUGAAUGCCACAUUAUAAUACAAAUACAAUACACAAAGAAUCUUAUCCCCAGGAGAUUUGAAUUGGAUACAACAUUGAGUUAGCCGAAUAGGUCUAUUAUCCACUCCCCUCAGGGCUUUUCAGGGAUAAUUUACAACACUGGUUGGGGGACUUUGCCAGACUGCUUAAGGUGCAGUUUACAAGUACUGAAGGAACGAGUAAUGAUGCCCCCAUACAUGAGUGUGAAAGUGAGAUAGACCACUAUACCGGGCACUACGUGCCCUACUCUUUACGAAGAGUGUGUUCGUCCUUAUCCGAGAAGACUAGAAAGUCAAAUCGUUUGCAGAUGUUUUCACAAAGACAGCACUUUCUUCUCAGUUCAGUUUAAAGACCCUGAGUGUUGGUCCGGCCGGGGUUUGAACCAACGGCCUCCCACUCAGCAGACCGGCCCUUAUCCCAUUGAGUUAGCCGGGCGGCGGUUUUUUGUAUACCUCUAAGAAACUUCUAUACCCUCUGUAACAAUAAUGUUAGGAGUAAGUAAUGCGAUAAGUGGUUGCACGAACAGUUUGUGUAGGCUACCGCAUACGCAAAUGCCCCGUUGUUUUUUUAAUGGUUGUCAUCCGUCGUCAUUUACCAGUGUUUAAAUGCAGCGUAUCAAUCGGACACUUACGGAGCUAUCGGUAAUUUCCUCAACGUACAAAGUUUUUUUUAGAGAAAAUAUGGGAAGGAACGUUUGGGAUGUGUGAUAUACUGGGUAGUUCUAGUCUGCUUUACACCGCACUGAGGUAUGGGUGUGAUGGAAACUGGGCGUCUUUUUCUCUCAACAGAGAGUUGUAUCCGGGUACAUUAAGUUAACAGAAGAUAACAACUAUGGCAGAAACGAUUACUACCUCGAUCCGCUUGAUGCAGACUCAACAAUUCCUCGGACGAGAGCAGAUGUUUAUGACAGGUUAGUAAGUGAGAACUUUACAUUCAAGUACGAGAUUUGGCUUUAAGUUUUUUUCGCAUAAUCUUAAAAAAAGGACACCCUGGAAAGGUUCAUAGUACAUUUUUUCACCAGGAAAGUUAGAACUGUCAUCUUUAUUCAAAGAGGUUAAGCCCCCUGCCGGUCGCAAAAUCACAAAAGCUCAAACAUUUAAUAGCUCGUUUCCGCCACCUCGAAAUUCUUGCAAAAACUCGCAGUAGAAUGACGACGACUAUCACGUUUUUCCGCCAAAUUGACGCUGGUUCACGCGCGAGUACUCCUUAGUAUUGAGAACAUCUCGCGCUCGUAGUUGUACUCGUCUUAAAAUCUAAUGGUAUCUCUUCUUUCCAAUGAGUAUCCGGCUGUUAAUUAUACUCCAGUGAGCCAAUUGCAAAUGCGGGUAACAAGACGGUAGGGGGCGGGAAAAGGGGGCGCUUAUGAACCUUCUCCCUGAAGGAACCAAAGAAGUCUAACUAUGAGGUUUCUUCAAUUGCAAAGUGGUGGUAGGGCAAAAUAACAAAAAGAACUGUGUUAUUAACUAUGUUUUAACUGUAGGCGAUCAAGCCAAAAUAUCGUCCACAAGCAACAAGUUUCCUGGAUUCUGGAAUCCACAAGCAACAAAUUUCCCGGAUUCCGGAUUCCACAAGCAACAAAUUUCCCGGAUUCUGGAACCCGGAUUCCUUACAUGUGGCGAGUUUUUUAAGUUCUCAAAUUUGCACUCGACUUGUGCCUAUGAAUCACGAAAUGCACUCGCGUUCAUGCGCUUUUUUAUAGUACGCGAGAAAGAAAAAAACUGUUGAUCCUUGAUUUAUUUGCAUGCCAGUUUGAUGCCUGCUUUCAGUCCGCUGUACUGGAUUUAAGAAGCGUCUUAAACAUCUGUUUCUACAAGUACACAGUUUAACUUUUUCCAAAUGCAAUCUUAUUCCCUUUCUUCUGCUUAGAGAGUUUAUGUUUUAAACUUUGGCUUUGAACUUUGCAGAUGGUCUUUUGGUAUUUUAUUGUGGGAGAUCUUUACACUUGGCGGGGCACCGUAUCCCACUGUACCUAUGGAAUGUCUCCUCGACUUUCUCAGUGAUGGAAAGCGUAUGGAAAACCCUCAAAACUGCCCCUUGGAGAUUUAUAACAUUAUGCAGGAUUGCUGGCUGGAGAAUCGGGAUAACCGACCAGAAUUUGCUCAAAUCAGCAUUUUGAUUGGCAAAAUACUCGAG